AUGGACUCCAUCAUCCUCAAGUCCUCCUUCCUUCCUCCACCUCUCAAACCAAAACCAAAAUCUCACAGACCAGUUAAAGCAAACUACAAAACCUCCAUCAAGUCUUCAAUUCAUUCAGACCCCUGGUCUUUAAGCGACGGUAACAUUUCUAAACCCAAACCCAGAUCAAAAAACCCAAAGAAACCCUUAUCAGACGACAACGCAAGGCGCAUAAUCAAAGCUAAAGCGCAAUACUUAAGCUUGCUGCGGAAACACCAGGGUCCACACGCCCAGACGCCCAAAUGGAUAAAGAGAACGCCCGAACAGAUGGUGAAGUACUUGGAGGAUAAUAAGAAUGGGCAUCUUUAUGGAAAGCAUGUGGUUGCAGCCAUAAAGACAGUGAGGGGGAUGGCUAGGAAGAGAGAAGAGGAGAGAAAUGUGAGGUUACUAAUGAGUGGGUUUGUAGGGAAGUUAACUUUUCAAGAGAUGUGUGUUGUUCUGAAGGAGCAGAAAGGAUGGAGGGAGGCUAGAGACUUCUUUGCCUGGAUGAAAUUGCAAUUAUGCUAUCGGCCAAGUGUCAUAGUCUACACAAUUGUUUUACGAAUGUAUGGGCAAGUUGGUAAAAUCAAGUUGGCUGAACAGACAUUCUUGGAGAUGCUUGAAGUGGGAUGUGAACCUGAUGAAGUUGCUUGUGGUACUAUGUUGUGUUCAUAUGCAAGAUGGGGUCGACAUAAAGCUAUGUCUUCAUUUUAUUCUGCUAUACAAGAAAGGGGAAUUAUACUCUCAGUUUCAGUUUACAACUUUAUGCUGUCCUCUCUGCAGAAGAAAUCUCUUCAUGGCAGGGUCAUAGAAUUAUGGAGGAAAAUGGUGGAUAAAAGGGUGACACCAAAUAGUUUUACUUAUACUGUGAUUAUCAGUUCACUUGUCAAGAAAGGUUUUCAUGAUGAGGCUUUUAAGUUGUUUAAUGAAAUGAAGAACGGUGGGCAUGUUCCUGAGGAAGUGACAUAUAGCUUGCUUAUUACUAUUAGUAUUAGAAAUUUUAACUGGGAUGAAGCAGGGAGAUUAUAUGAGGAAAUGCAAUCUCAUGGAAUAGUUCCUAGUAAUUUCACAUGUGCAUCACUGCUGACCAUGUAUUAUAAAAAAGCGGAUUAUUCUAAAGCCCUUUCUCUCUUUACAGAAAUGCAGAGCAAGAAAAUUGCGGCUGAUGAAGUCAUCUAUGGGUUGCUCAUUAGAAUAUAUGGGAAACUUGGCCUGUAUGAGGAUGCCCAAAGAACGUUUGAAGAGACUGAGCAACUGGGUUUGUUAAGUGAUGAGAAAACAUAUUUAGCCAUGGCACAAGUGCAUCUUAAUUCAGGAAAUUUUGAGAAAGCUUUGAGUGUGAUUGAAGUGAUGAAGUCUAGAAAUAUUUGGUUAUCAAGAUUUGCUUAUAUUGUUCUGUUGCAAUGCUAUGUUAUGAAAGAAGAUCUGGACUCUGCUGAAAGUACUUUUCAUGCUUUAUCAAAGACUGGACUUCCUGAUGCUGGCUCUUGCAAUGACAUGCUCAAUUUGUAUCUGAGCUUGCAGAUGACUGAAAAAGCUAAGGACUUUAUCAUCCAAAUAAGAAAAGAUCAAGUAGAUUUUGAUGAGGAGCUUUAUAGGACAGUUAUUAAAGUACUUUGCGAGGAGGGCAUGCUAAGAGAAGCUGAACUGCUGACAAAAGAGAUGGGCACAAAUGUAUCAUUCAGAGAGAGUAGAUUUUUCCAGACAUUCUGUAAGAUAAUGCAUGGAGAAAACAAGGAUUGUGAAUACUUCUCGGUCUUUGAUCAAGCCAACACUACGGCUCUUGGGCUUAUCAUUACUUUGUAUUUUAGACACGGCGACUUCAAUAAGAUACAAGAAAUCCUGAAGUUGUUACUUGGGACUGGCGGUGGUUUGUCUAUAGUGAGUCAAGUAGUUAACAACUUCAUCAGGGAAGGUGAUACAUGUAAGGCAGGGGCUGUUAAUGCUCAAGUAACCAAGCUGGGCUGGAGAUUAGAGGAUGAAGUAAUUUCUUCAUUGAUUAAUUUAUGUGGUAAAAGGCAAAAGCUAAAGCAGGCUCAAGAGGUCUUUGCAGCAGCUGCAGAUUCCCCAACUUGUGGAAAAUCAAUAUUUAAUUCAAUGAUUGACGCAUAUGCUAAAUGUGGUAAAUCUGAGGAUGCAUACUUGCUUUAUAAAGAAGUAACUGAUAAAGGGCACGACUUAGGUGCUGUUGGCGUUGGCAUACUUGUGAAUUCAUUGACUAAUUCUGGCAAACAUCAAGAAGCAGAGAGGAUUAUCCGUAAGAGUAUUCAGGAUAAUAUGGAGCUUGAUACUGUGGCAUACAACAUUUUUAUUAAGGCAAUGCUAAAAGCAGGUAGAUUGCAUUUUGCAGCCAGCAUCUAUGAACGCCUGCUUUCCUUUGGAGUCAGUCCAUCAAUUCAGACAUACAACACUAUGAUUAGUGUCUAUGGACGAGGUCAGAAGCUGGAUAAGGCUGUCGAGAUGUUUAACACUGCUUGCAGCUUGGGUCUGUCCCUGGAUGAGAAGACAUACAUGAAUAUAAUUAGCUAUUAUGGCAAGGCUGGUAAGAGGCAUGAAGCAUCUGUUCUGUUCACCAAAAUGCAGGAAGAAGGGAUAAAACCAGGAAAGGUUAGCUACAAUAUUAUGAUCAAUGUGUACGCCGUAGCAGGACUUUAUCGUGAAGUAGAGGAACUUUUCCUAGCCAUGCAGAAAGAUGGCUGGCCUCCGGACUCCUUCACAUACCUCUCCCUUGUACAAGCUUAUACAGAGAGUUUGAAAUACUUGGAAGCAGAGGAAACCAUCAAUGUUAUGAAGAAGAAAGGCAUUUCGCCUUCAUGUAGUCAUUUUAACCACUUACUUUCUGCUUACGCAAAAGCUGGUCUUCUGGCAGAAGCAGAAAGGGUUUACCAGAAACUAUUGACAACUGGUUUAAGUCCUGAUCUUGGAUGUCACCGAACUAUGCUGAGAGGUUACAUGGACUAUGGACAUGUUGAGAAAGGCAUAAACUUUUUUGAGCGGAUAAGGGAGCAUGCGGAGCCUGACCGAUUUAUUAUGAGUGCUGCCAUACAUUUGUACAAAUCUGCUGGAAAGAAACCCAUGGCUGAAGUUCUUUUGCGAUCCAUGAACAAUUUGAAGAUCCCAUUCCUAGAUAACCUCGAAAUUGGAUCUAAAAUAUGAGUAUCUAACAUAUGAAGAAAUGCUAGGUGAUCGCAUGCAAGAGGCAACACGCAGUAAAGAGCUUCUCCAGUGUUUGAAGAUGAAUCCUGCUGCAAAGAUGGGUAUGAAAUGCUUUUCGGUGAUGGCCGAGUAAACUAGUUUACGUCCAUGCGAAAAUUGAACAGUGUGGAGUAAACAGCAAUACGGCACAGCGAUCUAGGAUAUGAGAUGUUGAGAUAUCCUUGAAACUGCAAGUCACUUUUAGCAAGUCAGCACUUCUAAAAGUGCCCUUACAUGGAGAAAAUAUCGGUAAAGAGGUGUCGUUUAACUCGUGGGAAAAUGCAACUUAAACAGUAGACGAUAAGUGAGGCAUAUCACGGUAGUCGAACGACAGUUCGUGUAAACUUCGAACAUUCUAAAAAAUCCAUAAAUGGAAUAUCAAGAAGGGCUUCUCAUUGGGGGAAUACGUGAACUCAGAUAACUAUCCAUUGCAGCAUAUCAGCUAUCGUCGAACGACAAGUCAAUAAUUUCAUGCGGCUUGUUAACAUGUAAAAUGAUUCCUUAAUUAUUUAAAAUUUAUUCAAUCAAACAGAAAAUUUGAAUUUGGGCUGAUUGAAUUUAA
Jatropha curcas is the source of this 3775-nucleotide messenger RNA. It is a transcript of the gene EMB976, whose product is annotated as Tetratricopeptide repeat (TPR)-like superfamily protein. Gene Ontology annotation, cellular component: chloroplast. Gene Ontology annotation, molecular function: mRNA binding; protein binding. The record is from RefSeq and is a predicted model, not a curated record. NCBI's taxonomy places the organism in Eukaryota, Viridiplantae, Streptophyta, Magnoliopsida, Malpighiales, Euphorbiaceae. Gene Ontology annotation, biological process: mitochondria-nucleus signaling pathway; chloroplast-nucleus signaling pathway.